Bactrocera tryoni is the source of this 5619-nucleotide messenger RNA. RefSeq lists its product as uncharacterized. Gene Ontology annotation, cellular component: membrane. NCBI's taxonomy places the organism in Eukaryota, Metazoa, Arthropoda, Insecta, Diptera, Tephritidae. The record is from RefSeq and is a predicted model, not a curated record. Bases 1 to 5619 code for a protein of 1872 amino acids. The transcript is spliced from 4 exons.
AUGGAGCGUGCAAUCGAAACGGUGGUGAUGUUUAAGGACUUUCACGACCAGCAAUCCUGUUUGGGCGACGAAACUUUGCGCUCACUUCAGCGCUCAAAUAUCAGCGUUAUAUUGUUGAAUGCCACAUCCAGCUGCCAGCUACAAGGUGCCGAUGUCAACAGCGAAUUGCUGGUAGCGCGUUGCGUCGCUGAGCCUCUCCAGCCACAUCUGUUGGAUCUGAUGAUCAGAUGCCUCGGAGUGGUGCGCGAUGUACGGAUCCUCUUCAUAUGGAACGUCAAUUACGUAAACGCGUCGACAGGAAGGCGCAACGAGCUGCAGCAGCAAUUGCGGAAACUUUUCGUGUACUGCGCCAACACGAAGUUGCUAAAUGUCAUAAGCGUGUACAGUGAUUUCGAUUCUGAGGGCCACUACUACACCUAUAGCUACUUCCCGAGUUUCCAUUUGGAACGAAAGCAGCUGCAGAACGCUUUCUUUCCCAAUCGUUUGAAGGACAUGCAGGGCGCCGCCUUGCGCACGCUUCCUGACCAAAAUGAGCCACGGUCAAUUGUGUGGCGCGAUCGUUGGGGUCGUCUGCAAGUAGGCGGCUAUAUGGUUAAAGUGAUUGAGACCUUUGCUGCCCACCACAAUGCAGUGAUUAGCUACCCGAAAUCGAUCGUGCCGGACGUCACCUAUGAGUACGAUGUGAUAUUCAGUAUGCUGCAGAACGAAACGAUCGACUUUUUGAUGGGCUUGACCGGAAUCGGUUGGAAAUUGAAUGCGUCCCAGGUAUCAGCGCCGGUGAUUUCUAUGUUUUGGGCCACAAUGUUACCGCGUCCCCCGAAACGACCGAUAAGGGACAUCUAUGUGCUCAUAUUUACAUCAAUUAUCGGCAUUAUUCUGUUGCUUUUGUUGCUGAUCUUCUCUUGUCUGCUCACUUGCGAGAGCACGCGUUGGCGUCGCAAUCGUCGAACAUGCAGCAACACGUGUCAACUCUUUCUUUCCACGCUUACGAUUGUCUCUUUGCGCAGCAUGCUGGGUCAGCCCACACACGUACACAUCACCGCCGCAUUCACGAAGCGCUUCAUCUGUAUUCUACUAUUUGUGGCCGGUAUUUAUGUGAGCACCAUCAGUACCAGCUACUUGCAAACAUAUCUCACUAGCAGUCCCAAACUUCAGCGAGUCAACACAUUUGACGAGUUGCUUUGUGUGCCGACACGCGUUAAAAUUUCCUUAGCCGAAUACAAUGCACUCGUAGAUUUCGUUGGUCCUCGAUUUUUGGAGAAGUAUACGAGUGUAUUCCUGAUUACACAAUCCAUAAAUGAUUACUAUUAUGAGCGCAAAACUCUGAACACCCAUUUUGGCUAUACCGUUCCGCAAUCGUUGUGGAAGACGUUUGUGGAGUAUCAAAGAAGAUUGGGUGUAAACUUGUUCUACAUUAGCGAUAAGAUGGUCUUGGCUAAAAACAUACAAAUGGGCAUACCCAUGAGCCCACAUUCCAUAUACCGGGGCAAGCUGAAUGUGCUGAUCCAAAAUUUAAUAAGCGCCGGACUCGUGGACUAUUGGGAAAAGCUGGCUUAUGGCGAUAUGGUGGCAGCAGGAAAGCUCAAUAAAACGAUUUCGACGCCUUACAACUUGGACCACAGCCUAACCUUGAGGGAUCUCUAUUGGAUAUGGUGGUUGUAUGGGUUGUACGGGAUUUCAAUAUCCAUAGUAACAGCCCUAGCCACAGCCGACGGGCCUGAUGUCAAACAGCGUGCCAAGGCGACAACAGCCAAGACCAUUGCCACUCCAAAGGUCGUAGAGGCCGCAAAUGCGAAAGCCGCAGCAAAAACAUUAGCGAAGCCUGCCACCAUAGGACGUGAAUCAAAAGCUCUUAAGACAUCUACCAGUACCACGAACGCCAGCGAUAAGCGCGGAAAGCGCACACUUUAUGACUUCGAGAACGCCGGCUACCUCUAUCCGGAAAUCGCAAGUCGACGCGCUGGUUACGAGAACGAUGGACAGGCCUAUUAUCCGCAAAACGGCUAUUACAACGGACAAGAUGCGAUUGCACAAUUCCCUAACAACUAUAUUGGACCUCAGUACUAUCCACAAUAUUUGGAAGCGCCCGAGCCGAUUAUCGAGAUCAUCAUAAAGGAUUCAAAUGAAACGCUGCCUGAGCCCGAACCGCAACCCAUUGUCUCCAAGAAAAAGAAGGAGAAGGUUCACGUUUUCUAUGUGAACUACAAGAAAGACCAAAACAACAAAUUGCAUUUGGAAAGUCCCAUCGCCUCACUCAACAACGAUGACAACGAGGAAGAAGAGGAGGAAGAGGAAGUUGUUCAUUAUCCAGUACCUGCGACACCAGCUCCGCCAGUCAAGACCACAACGCUGCGCACUAUCAUCCACCCCGAUUCGGAGAAAUAUCACAGCAAUAGUGGCAUUCAUGUGACCUUUGGGUCCGAGGACAAGUCUCAGGCGGGACACCAGCUUGAGGAACAUGACGCCGAAAGCGUACAGAGCCAAGUGGUUGCCAUACCUGUCGGAAGCGGCGCACAGACAGGCAGUUUCAAGACAGACGCUUACAAUACACGAUCCGACUUCGGCCCUAGCGCACACAGUCAGUCGCAAGCUGGUGCUAAUCAACUAUUUACAGGACACUUCCAACAAGCACAUCUACAACAACAACAACAACAACAACAAGGACAGCAUCAGUACCAGCAUCAGAAGCAACAAUUGCCACUGCAACAAAGCGGCAAUUACUUCCGUCCACCAGCCGCCCUUGUCCAACAGCCAUCUGCGACUUUCUAUCAAAAGCAGCAACAAUCACAAUACCAACACCACCAGCAACAAUCCCAACAGUCACAACAACAACAGCGCCCUCAAUUCAGCUCAUCGCUUAAAAAUGUGGCAAAUCCACCACCACCACCGUCACCAUCUCAGCAAUCCUUGCCGACUUUGCAACAGUUACCGCAACUGCAGGCACAAUUCCGUAAAACUUUUGGGGCUUCCAGUUCCGCACAAGGCCACUUUUACUCUAAUUACAAUCAACAAUAUCAGCAACAGCCCAGUAAUCAGCAACAAUCCUUCUUCAGCAGUCUAAUUCAGAAACCCACGCCGGCUCCUGCGAAGCAAUCGGUUGUUUUCCCCACCGCACCACCUAAAACCCAAGAGCUGCCUUUCCGCCAAUCGGGCUUACCUUACCAACCAGUUAAGUUCCGUCCGACACUUCCGGCGCAACCCCACAUUAAGCAAGUUCCCAUACCGGCCAAAUUGGAGAACACGAAUUAUCAAACGCAAACGCAAACGCAACAACAUUACCACCAACCACAGCAGCCUGCCAACGUGGUGAAACACCAACAGAGCUAUCACUCCCAACAGCCCUUCCAGUUCAAUCGCCAGCCGCAGUACGUGCAACAGCCGACCUUCGCAUUACCCUCCCCGCAGACCACACAAUCUAGUAGCAACAAUGGCAAUUACUUUAAACAGACGUCUCAACAAUCACACUCUCACUCUCAGUUGCUGACUCAAAAAUUGGCCUCCAGCCGUUUUCAACCACAGCAACAACAACAAGCACAACAGUCCCACCAGCAGCCUCUGCAACAGGUUCAGCAACCACAUCAAGCGCAGAACCAGCAAAACACUCAUCAACAGCCCUAUCAACAGAGCCAACAACAGACACAGCAGUCUUAUCAAACAUUGCAGAAGAAUCAACAACAAAGCCAGAACCAAGCUUACCAUAGUCAACAGAGCAGCUUACCAAGCCCCAGCAGUCCCACUACUGCCUCAUUGCAAUCGCCGUCGGACCCAAUUAGAUCAAUUCAUAACUAUUUCGGAGUACAAGCUUCCAAGGAAACUGAGCUUCUUAAGUCGAUACCGAAAUAUGAGCAGCACAUAACUGAGACUAUCGAGACUCCAAUUGGCAGUGGCGGCAGCAGCAAUGGACAAUACAAUGGCUUUGGCAGUUUUGGCUACCAAACACAAAAUCAGGUAUUGCACGACAUACCAGCGCCCCAUUUGGGACCCACGCCGGCGCCAAACACAGCGCAACAAUCGUACCAACAACAGCAGCAAUCCAGCUCAAACUUUGCUAGUGGUAAUUCGGUGAAUACCCAUUACCUCACAGCGGCGGCUUUGCAAUCGGUAAAAAAUCAACAACAACAGCAGCAGCAACAGCAACAAUUCAGUAAUUUUGUAACCGCACAGAAUGGCAAACAUUCCGCCUAUUCGACGACUACGCCAGCUCCUCCGCACUACGCACAAACUACAGAUGGCGAGAAGGUCAUGAUUAUAACGCCUUUACCACCAACGGCAUACAAUCAAUAUCACUCCACUCAGUACCAGCAGGAAGCAACUUCCACACAAGUGCUCGCCAGUUCACCCUCAUUGCAAGCACAGCCAGCCACUAACUUCGCUCAGCAACCAAGGCAAUCUGGUGCUGGUAGUUUGAUAUCCUCAACCGUUUCCAACGCUGCUGCAGGCGGUUCAUCCCAAUUCGGUGUUUCGACCUUCCACUCUGAUGUCUUCAAAGAAUUAGAACAGCGUCGCAAUCAAGAAAAGUCCGCAGUGAGCCAAUUUAGUUUUGGCUCACAGUCGGCAUCAAGCAAUGACAAGCCCUACCUACCCGCCAUAGCAACCAGUGCCAGUAACUCCAAUUACGGUUCAGUCUCCACCGCAAGCAGCAGCACUCCCACUCCACCGAUCACACAGAAUACUGAAGGUACCAAGAAAGAAGCUAAAGCCUCGCAAACACUACUUCAAUUGCCCGACGAAGUUCCCGACGACUUACGCCAACAGCUGCUCUCAUCCGGUAUUCUGAACAACGCAGACAUUUCCGUCUUGGACUACGAUAAGGUUGGAGACGUCGCUUUGGAGAAUCUACCCGCCGAGCAUCUGCAGCACUUCUAUGGAGCUGGUGGAGCAGCACAGAUCUCCGCUUCGAAAAAAGUAGUCACGGUGGUCAAGCCGAAUGGCGAUAAGGUUUCGCUUAGCGAAAAAGAUAUUGAACGCGUCAAGCAGUCGAAUGCAUUGCCUCACAAACAAGGUGUAGAUGUGAAAGUCGUGCAUUUCGAUGCAGAAAACGAGAAGAGUGUUUCGGAGAAGUACAUUAAGACCGAUGCGACUGUUGUGCCACCUGUUGACUUGGCGGAACGUCAAUACAAUCGCUAUUUACCGCUUAAAAUUAACGGUGCCCAGUUCCCUCUACCUGAUAGUGAGGAGUUGCGCGACAAGAAGAUCGUGAGUGUUGUGGUUCUGGCUCCAGUCGAAGCGCAACCACCAGCUAAUGAUAGCACUGAGCGCCGUAGUGAACGUGAUGCCGCAGCUGAUGAUAAGGAAGUGAAAUUCAUUGGUGGUGACCUUAUCAAGACUUUGGUUAAGAAGCCUACAAAAGAGAAUUUCAAGCGUUGGCUGGAGAAAGAAGCAAGAACGGACGUGGAACAGCAAUCCGUGGUCCUACUAGUGGCGAAAUCCAACGAUGAAGCAGAGCAGGAGAUCUUCAUGUACGACAUAUCAACGGGGGCAGUGAAUAAAUUGAACGGUGAACUCUCGAGUGCUUUCGUGAAUGUGGCUGAGGAGAAUGCCAGUUCAGAAGACUUGGAGCACGCCUCAACCUUGGACCCCAGCGUGCUGGAGACCAUGAUGCAAAAGAGUCGAAGAUGA